AUGAACGAGGGGUCAAAACUGCUGCAGAGGUCGCUCCAGGCCAAGUUUACCAUGUGGGUAAUCUCAUUUAUCAUUCUCUGUGACAUCAUAGCGAUGCUGGUAGCUUCUUACAAGCUUGGGAUCCAUGAUAAGAUUGAACCCAUUCAGAUUGUAUAAGAUAUACAGGCAAUUUGGAAUUUUCUGCUGCAAAUUUUUGGCCUUUAUGCUGUAUUUACGAGGUAUAAAACCAGGAUUUUGUUCUUCGUGAUGCUGUAAGUGAUAUAUAGCUCAAUGUCGUAUGCCAUUGUUCUUAUCAUAAGGGAAGGAUUAGAUGAUCUUCAGUACAUUCGUCAUCCUGAUACUGUAGAAAAUGACCAUUUUGCUAUCAGACUUUUGAGGAUUUCUUUAGCACUACUGGUUGCGCUCUCAGGGAUGCUGGGAUAUAUUGUGAGGGACUCAAGCUUGGUCGCUGAUAAUGCGCAUUUGAACCAGCUGAACCAAGGAGGAAUUGAGAAAGUGGAAGCAAUCCAAAAGCAAAUCAUUUAUGAAGACUCAGACAAAAACCCAAAGAUGUAUAAGGCGCCGAUUUGCUCGAACUGUAAGGCAAAUAAUCCGCAGGUGAAGGAGAGAAGAGUAACGAUAACAGAAAAUUCUGAAAAAUGCGAAUUCUGUGGACAAGAUAUAAAGGAAGAGAAAUCGUAUCAGUAUAUAGAUGAGUGGUUUGCUACACCUAUUGCUUCAGUCCACUCGAAUGAUGUGAAUGCUUAG
This is a messenger RNA of Blepharisma stoltei, 747 nucleotides long. The record is from the annotation of a GenBank genome assembly. NCBI's taxonomy places the organism in Eukaryota, Ciliophora, Heterotrichea, Heterotrichida, Blepharismidae.